Chaetomium globosum CBS 148.51 is the source of this 1461-nucleotide messenger RNA. RefSeq lists its product as uncharacterized. Lineage: Eukaryota; Fungi; Ascomycota; Sordariomycetes; Sordariales; Chaetomiaceae. The record is from RefSeq and is a predicted model, not a curated record. Bases 1 to 1461 code for a protein of 486 amino acids. The transcript has 2 exons.
AUGGCGGACGAUGGCAAUCUCGGCCUGAGAUUGGCGUGGGCACAAACCGUUGGAACCUUUGUUGGCCUUCUGGCCAUCGGUCUGGCUGUUGUCGCCCUCCUGAUUGAACGGGUCCGGCGUGUUCAAGCUGCCGACGAGCGGCGGUUUACGUCCGAGGACUCGGCAUUGGGCUGUUUCCGUGCCAAAAGCGUCUCGCGAUGGAGUUCGCUUUGGGGGGACACAACGGAGACGCUCCGGUUGCCUACAGUUGCCGGACUGAUCGAGGUCGGGGACAGGGGUGGCUGGACAAGCAGCGCGUUGGAUUUCAUGAUCGAGAACCACCCCAAGGAAACAUGGGUGAAACUGUACGAGUCCAUCAUGACUUCCAUCGCGUGCAACGCCGGGGUCUUGGAAAAGGACUGGAGAGGCGAGGAGGAGCCCGUCCUGACAUUCCUUGGACGCAUUGAAGGAAACCAUCAUCGGGAGCACCAUGUCUCGGGCUUGUGGAAGGCCCGUCAAAGUGCCUAUCAGUCCACGCCUAGGAAGCUGCUCAGUCUACAACGACAACUGGAGCCGCCUGCGGGUCAAAACCAGAAUCCGAGCUUCCCAAGCCAGCAGCCCGCUACCACCCCUGUCCCACCACGGAGCGGGAAACGAGGACUUUCUCGCCUGACAUCAACGUUGAUUGUACGGGAUAAAGCCUGCAUCAGCGUGACGAGAGAGGAACUGGCAGCGCUUAUCAUCAUCUUGGGCGUCGCUCUUCCUAAUCUUGAGAGCCACCGCUACGUUUCUGGGGUGGGCGGGUUCGGACUGUCUAUCGACAUCAACCAUGCUGAUGCCGCCUGGUCCAUCAACAUCGUUCAAGGGUCGCGGCUUGCGCGGCAUGCACCAUCCAUGGGAAGCGGCUACACCACGCUGAUGGCUAAGCAUCUCGCGUGCGGGAGCGUUCCCUUUGCAAAGGCUCAAUCCUGGAUCCUCUCUGUAUACCUGACCGAUGAGGUGCUAGACGCCCUCAAGGCUGGCAGCUACGUGAUCGACAAACGGGCAUUCGGCGGAGACUCAUUGGAGUUCCUCCGCCGUCUCCCUGGCGAUAAGCUCAUUGAUGCUUUCUACGGGACCGAGAAUGCUGCUGCCGCCGUCAGUUCCAGUGGUGUACCGAACCAACAAAAGCAUGAGGCUGGUUCCAUACUCCAUGCCGACCGCAGAUUGGCAGGAAAGUGGUCUCGUGCCGUCACAGAAAUUGCUUUCGGCGGGCUGGUGCCGCAGGCGAGUCCCAAUGUCGUAUCUGCCACCAACUGCUUGGGCUUAUACGGUCCCAUUGAUCGAAGUCAAACAAGCAACUGGCCCCGCAACUCUGGGAGUGUCUGGGAAGAUUCGGAACGAAAUCGUGCUGGCAAAUCUUCCACCCGUCUCCGCACUUGGUUAGUGCUGCCCAAAUGCCACGAUCCGUCAUCGACCAUUUUUGGAUGCCAUGGCUUCUGA